This is a messenger RNA of Vidua chalybeata, 585 nucleotides long. It is a transcript of the gene SCX, whose product is annotated as scleraxis bHLH transcription factor. Gene Ontology annotation, molecular function: DNA-binding transcription factor activity, RNA polymerase II-specific; protein dimerization activity; RNA polymerase II transcription regulatory region sequence-specific DNA binding. Lineage: Eukaryota; Metazoa; Chordata; Aves; Passeriformes; Viduidae. Gene Ontology annotation, biological process: regulation of transcription by RNA polymerase II; developmental process. The transcript has a single exon. The record is from RefSeq and is a predicted model, not a curated record. Bases 1 to 585 code for a protein of 194 amino acids.
AUGUCCUUCGCCAUGCUGCGCUCGGCGCCGGGGCGCUUCCUGUACCCCGAGAUCAGCGCGCUGUCCGAGGACGAGGAGAACAGCGAGAGCUCGGGCUCGGAGGAGAAGCCGUUCCACGCGGAGAGCGGCGCGUUCGGCAUGAAGGGCGGCAAGCGGCGCACGGGCAAGAGCCGCGGCAGGAUGUCCCGGGAGCCGCGGCAGCGGCACACGGCGAACGCCCGCGAGCGGGACCGCACCAACUCGGUGAACACGGCGUUCACGGCGCUGCGCACGCUGAUCCCCACCGAGCCGGCCGACAGGAAGCUCUCCAAGAUCGAGACGCUGCGCCUCGCCUCCAGCUACAUCUCGCACCUGGGCAACGUGCUGCUGCUCGGCGAGUCCGGCGGCGGCGGCGGCGGCGGCGGCGGGCAGCCGUGCCACGGGGCGGCGGCGCCCGCCGCCUUCUGCCCCGCCGGGGCCGCGUCCCCGCCCGGCCGCGAGGCCGAGAGCGCCCAGCCCCGGCAGAUCUGCACCUUCUGCCUCAGCAACCAGCGCAAAAUGGUGAGUGGGAGCCGGGAAAACCGGGAAUACCGGGGUCCGGGAUAG